GAUUUCAUACUAGACCUUUGUAAGCAUCUGCUUAGUCACAUUCUCUCUAGACAGGAAGAUAAGACAUUCUCCCUAGACAAAAUUCACAGCCUUCACAUAAGAAAGGACAGAUUGUAUAAACACAAGGUAUUGUAUGUUAAUUACACAACAUACAAUGUUUGGAGAGCCUAG
Molecule: messenger RNA, 171 nt
Organism: Fomitiporia mediterranea MF3/22
Lineage: Eukaryota; Fungi; Basidiomycota; Agaricomycetes; Hymenochaetales; Hymenochaetaceae
Exons: 1
Source: RefSeq, a predicted model, not a curated record